UAGGGUUUUUGACAGCCACCCUCUUUAACAGAAGAAGGUUUCAGGGUUUUACUUUAGCCGAAGCGCGGAGGAGAAGGAGGAGGUGGUCUCGCCGAAGCUCUCACUCCGGAACCAUGGGUAUCUCACGUGACUCGAUGCACAAGCGCCGUGCUACUGGAGGCAAGAAGAAGGCAUGGAGGAAGAAGAGAAAGUAUGAGCUCGGCCGUCAGCCUGCAAAUACUAAGCUCUCCAGCAACAAGACUGUAAGGAGAAUCCGUGUGCGAGGAGGCAAUGUCAAAUGGAGAGCUCUCAGGUUGGAUACUGGGAACUUCUCGUGGGGCAGUGAAGCCGUUACUCGCAAAACCCGUCUCCUGGAUGUUGUAUACAAUGCGUCAAACAAUGAGCUUGUUAGAACACAAACUCUGGUGAAAAGCGCCAUUGUGCAGGUGGAUGCAGCUCCAUUUAAGCAAUGGUACCUCCAGCAUUAUGGAGUUGAAAUUGAGAAGAAGAAGUCUGCUGUUGCUAAGAAGGAUACCCCAGAGGAAGGAGAAGGAACUACAGAGGAAGCAAAGAAGAGUAAUCAUGUUGCCAGGAAACUUGAGAAACGUCAGCAAGGUCGCACUCUAGACCCCCAUAUUGAAGAGCAGUUUGGAGGUGGGAGAUUGCUGGCUUGCAUAUCUUCCCGUCCAGGCCAAUGUGGCAGAUGUGAUGGGUACAUCUUGGAGGGUAAGGAACUUGAGUUUUACAUGAAGAAGCUCCAGAGGAAGAAGGGAAAGGUGCUGGCGCUGCUGCAUAAACAGUUUGUUGACAAGGCUCUUUCUUUUUUGGCUUUCGAUGAGAUCCGUUUUAGUUGGAACCUUUUUCAUCUGUCUAGGACAUAUAUGUUGGUUCCCUGUGUGCUAAUGCAAAUCUUUCGAGUUUUGCUUGGCAUAUCCGGUAUUUCAAGAUUUUGACAAUUUUUUAUACCUAUUACUAGUCAUUUAGUAUUUUUAUGGCGCGAGCCGAAGCAAACUGGUGUAGUGAAUGUUGAGUUUGGUGGAUCUGGAUACAAUUCAAUCCGGAGUUUUAUGAACUCUAAAUCUUGGUGUU
Messenger RNA from Pyrus x bretschneideri (Chinese white pear), 1068 nucleotides. RefSeq names its product 40S ribosomal protein S8-like. Gene Ontology annotation, biological process: translation; maturation of SSU-rRNA from tricistronic rRNA transcript (SSU-rRNA, 5.8S rRNA, LSU-rRNA). Gene Ontology annotation, cellular component: ribosome; cytosolic small ribosomal subunit. NCBI's taxonomy places the organism in Eukaryota, Viridiplantae, Streptophyta, Magnoliopsida, Rosales, Rosaceae. The record is from RefSeq and is a predicted model, not a curated record. Gene Ontology annotation, molecular function: structural constituent of ribosome.